Messenger RNA from Xenia sp. Carnegie-2017, 1537 nucleotides. RefSeq names its product nudix hydrolase 24, chloroplastic-like. The record is from RefSeq and is a predicted model, not a curated record. Lineage: Eukaryota; Metazoa; Cnidaria; Anthozoa; Malacalcyonacea; Xeniidae. Gene Ontology annotation, molecular function: 8-oxo-dGDP phosphatase activity. The transcript is spliced from 8 exons. The coding region runs from base 121 to 987 and encodes 288 amino acids.
AACACAAAACAUACGAACACAAACACGAACCACGAAUACUAACACGAACACAAAUACGCCAAAGCCCACGACAUUCGACAACAAGUCAAUUUUCUGAACAAAUAUUUAAGCAGUAGUAUCAUGGAACUGAAUGAUUGGUCGAGUAAAAUGCUCAAACUUGUACAGUCAUUGAAUUCAUUCAACUUGCAAGAUUUAUCAAAAAAGAAAUACAAGCCAUUUAAAGUAGAUGGUGUGAUAGUUGGUAUUAUACCAUCAUAUGUGUACAAAGAAUUGGAGGAUUAUACUGAAGUGUUUGUUGUAAAUGAAAAAUGUAUCCAGCUUAAUGAUACUUUAACAGAUUCAUAUAAUAGAACUAACAAAAUCAACAAUGUCUUACAUUCAUUAUGGCAUGAAGAUAAAUUUUGUGCAUUAAAAGGAUGGAGGAAUGAGAUGUAUAAUGUUUCCAAAUCAUUUGGAGAAAAAUCUUUGUUCCAAAUGGAAAGGUCUGCAGCUUCUUUAUUUGGCAUUAUGCAAUAUGGUGUUCAUAUAAAUGGUUAUAAAAUGGACAAAGACAACAAUAUUUCUAUGUGGAUAGCACGCCGUAGUUCCACAAAACCAACAUAUCCAGGAAAACUAGAUCAAAUUGCAGCUGGUGGGAUAGCAUCAAAUCAUAGCAUCUUAGACACGCUCAUUAAGGAAUGUGAUGAGGAAGCGUCUGUUCCUGCAUCUCUAGCUAGGAAAGCAGUUCCAUGUGGAGCUAUAAGUUACUGUUACGAAGAUGAAAGAGGAAUUUUUCCAGAAGUCGAGUUUGUUUAUGAUCUCAAAUUACCUGAUGAUUUUCAUCCAUCCGUCAAUGACGGUGAAGUGGAGGAGUUUUAUUGCUGGCCAAUACAGACUGUAAAAGAAAAGAUAGUUGAUGGAGAGUUCAAACCAAAUUCUGCCAUAGUUAUACUGAAUUUUAUGAUAAGACAUGGUGUUAUUCAUCCUGACACAGAGCGAAAUUUUUGAAAUUCCUCACUGGGAUGCAUAACGAUCCACCCUUCUGAAAUGGAAACUGCAAUGUUUGAUUCUGUGUAUUAAAUCUCAUACAAUUUUUUCCGUCAACCAUCAACCAUCAACCUGGCAUAAACUGCUACUGUGACAUAUGCUACAGUAAUAUGCAGCAAAGAUCUGUCAGAAUCAUAGUUUUUUACUUUCGAAAGAAUUUGGACGAUUUUUUAAUAUUAAUCAUUGUGAAUCCACCCGCGUAAUUUGUAUGAAAGUCAAAAGUUUGUUGCUGAGCGAAAGAAUCAAAGCAAACAUUUUCUGACUUAUGACGAUGAUUCAAUAUCAAACCUCAAUGUAAAAGCAAUAUUGUCUACAGACGUUUAUGUCGAAGAUACCAGAGUUUUAAACUAGUUGUUGAAACCUUCCUUUCUCUAUCUUACACAAUGUCAUUUAUUUAACAAAGAAUUUGCAUAAAUCUAUCAAACUAAUUGUUUAACAUAUAGAUCCAUCGAUGUAAUUGUUUCAACCUGCCCAAUAAACAGCUGCAGGUUCUAUUCCUAUAUAUGCUAAA